Aureobasidium melanogenum CBS 110374 is the source of this 552-nucleotide messenger RNA. Its product is annotated as AMFR protein-like protein. The coding region runs from base 1 to 552 and encodes 183 amino acids. NCBI's taxonomy places the organism in Eukaryota, Fungi, Ascomycota, Dothideomycetes, Dothideales, Saccotheciaceae. Gene Ontology annotation, molecular function: ubiquitin binding. The transcript has 2 exons. The record is from RefSeq and is a predicted model, not a curated record.
AUGGCAUCCGAGACGAUAAACUUUGGUCAAAUAUUCGCUGUCGCUGUCGUCGGCUUUCUUUUAUACCGCUGGUUCUCUGGACCCAGUGUACCCUCAUCACAAUCUUCUGGUCGCAAUGGAGGACGUCAAGUCAAUCCCGAACACGUCGAAGCAGUAGCCCAAAUGUACCCUCAGUUGGAUCGACGAGCAAUCAUCUGGGACUUGCAUCGGAACGGAGGCAGCGUACAAGCGACUGUUGAAAGAUUGCUCGGUGGAAGAAGUCUGGAAACACCUCCACCAUCUUUCCAGCCUCCGAUACCACGUGCUGCAGCCCCACCUACUACCAGCAGGUCUAUAACUGAGGUCAAAGUCAACCCCGACCUAAUCACUCGCUACAAUCUUGCAUCUCGUCUCGACGCUGCAGAAGGCAAGCAGGAGGCUGAAACGACGGGCACCAAGGGAUGGUCCCAGAACAAGACGGAAAGAUCGGAAAUUCUAAGACGAAGAAGGGAGGAAAUGGUGCUCGCUGCGAGAAGAAAGAUGCAGGAAAAAGAUCAGACUCAGGCCGCAUAG